Messenger RNA from Oncorhynchus kisutch (coho salmon), 7265 nucleotides. RefSeq names its product ubiquitin-conjugating enzyme E2 Q2-like. NCBI's taxonomy places the organism in Eukaryota, Metazoa, Chordata, Actinopteri, Salmoniformes, Salmonidae. The transcript has 14 exons. Bases 100 to 1242 code for a protein of 380 amino acids. The record is from RefSeq and is a predicted model, not a curated record.
CUCACGCUACGGUGCGAGAUCCAGUCCCGACUGCGCGGUCGCAAUAUGCCUCAACUUGUCCCCUCCCCCGCGGACUGCCUGGCUUGAGAUGAGUGGAAGAUGUCGGUUUCGGGUCUGAAGGCCGAAUUGAAGUUUUUGGAGUCAAUUUUUGACCCAAACCACGAACGUUUCAGAAUUAUCGAUUGGAAGCCUGAUGAGCUUAGUUGUCAGUUUAAUGUAACCGGUGAAAAACUCCUGAUUAUACAUUGCAACAUCACGGAGUCAUACCCCUCUAUACCCCCAAUCUGGUUUGUUGACUCUGAUGACCCAAGUCUGACAGAGGUGUUGGAGCGCCUGGAAGAUGUCAGAAAGGGCACCUCUCUGCUCCUACAGCAGCUAAAGCGUCUCAUCUGUGACUUGUGUCGGCUGUACAACCUGCCACAGCACCCAGAUGUUGAGAUGCUAGAUCAGCCACUCCCUGCUGGGCCCAUCAACCCAGAGCGCAAGCAUGGACCAGCGGAUGAAGUGACAUCCGAGGAGGAGGAUGAAGAAGAAAUGGGCGAGCAGGACAUUGAAGACUUGGACCACUAUGAGAUGAAGGAAGAGGAGCCAGUGGACGGGAAGAAGUCAGAGGAUGACGGAAUAGAGAAGGAGAACCUGGCCAUCCUUGAGAAGAUCCGUAAGAACCAGAGGCAGGACCACUUGAACGUAAGUGCUCAUUCGGGUGCCGUCUCUGGUUCCGUUCAGGCCUCCGAUCGUCUCAUGAAGGAACUCAGGGAGAUCUACAGAUCACAGAGUUACAAGACCGGUAUUUAUUCAGUGGAGCUAGUCAAUGACAGCCUUUAUGAAUGGCACGUCAAAAUAAGAACGGUAGAUCCAGAUAGUCCGUUACAUAGUGACUUGCAAGUUAUGAAGGAGAAGGAAGGGGUGGACUACAUUCUGCUCAGUUUCUCAUAUAAAGAUAACUUUCCUUUUGACCCACCGUUCGUACGGGUCGUCUCUCCUGUGCUGUCUGGCGGUUACGUUCUUGGUGGAGGGGCCUUGUGUAUGGAACUUCUCACAAAACAGGGCUGGAGCAGUGCCUAUUCCAUAGAGUCUGUGAUCAUGCAGAUCAAUGCCACUUUAGUCAAAGGAAAAGCCAGAGUGCAGUUUGGAGCCAAUAAGAACCAGUACAACCUUGCCAGAGCACAACAGUCAUACAAAUCCCUGGUCCAGAUUCACGAAAAGAAUGGCUGGUACACACCUCCUAAAGAAGACGGCUAAAGAAGGCACUCCUCAUACUCACUGGGAAAAGAAUAAUGUCUUUGGGUCAAAAACGUUCUUUUGUUUCGGUUUUUUUUUUGUGGGGGGGGGGCGGACUAUUUUCUCCCUUCUGACUUAUCAGGAGUAAGUAAAUAAUUUUUCUCCUGGGAACCAACUGACAAAAUUCUUCCAUCUCGCCUGUCGUCGUCGUCGGCUCAGUUGACCAGUAUCUCUGCCUGGUCCAACAAUAGGCUAUCCUCCCCCGUCCCUGUCGCUAGCCCCCCCCCGUCCCCGUCGCUAGCCCCCCCCCCGUUGUCACGCCACUUCCUCUGAGGGCCGUGUUUGUGGAGACUGAGGGCAUCGUGCACAUCUUUUUUUUUUUCUUUACACAGAAAGGUUCUUGUUUUCCCUUCUCUUAAAAAUGUGGAGAAUGUUUUUUUCUAUUUUUUUCUUCUGUACAUACGCUGGUGUGACAACGUGGGCUUGACAUAAAAUCACCAUCUGUUUCUCCUGGGAGAGAGAGAGAGAGAGCGAGAGAACACUGAUGUUCUGACAAGACGAGAGCUAGUUGGUUUGUUCGUAGCCAUGUCCUUCUCUGUUUUUAGUGUGACUCUGUCAGCUCUUACCUUACAGCCACGGCAUGGUCAGUGGGAUUUAACUGAAAGCUCUCUGGUGACCGUUUGAAUUUAAAGUGAAGAAGAAGAUGAUGAUGAUGAUGUUUCAGUGAUGUCAUCUUUCGUGACACUGCUCCUUAUUCCUCCUCACUUUGUGUAAUAUUUACUGGUACAAAUUUGCAGGCAUUGUUAAAAUAUUAUACGCUUAAAAUUGUAAUUGUACUUGCUGGCUUGUUUAAUGUCCCAUGAGCCAGAUUGGUGACAAAAUGGUGUGUGACUAGGAUGCAGGAGGGACUUUAAACUGAGUCUGAGGUUCUGUCCUAAAUUACGUCCUAUUCCCUACACACUACACUACUUUUGACCAGGGCCCUAUGGGAAUACAAACAGAAUGUUGACCAAGCUCUUAGAAAUAAAGCAAAGCAUCUCUGCUAUGGGUUUCAGAUAAAUGGUUGGGCAAAAGCAGUAAACUAUGUAACCCAGGGCUGCCCAACCCACUUCCUGGAGAUCUACUGUCCUGUAGGUUUUCAGCCCAACCCACUUCCUGGAGAUCUACUGUCCUGUAGGUUUUCAGCCCAACCCACUUCCUGGAGAUCUACUGUCCUGUAGGUUUUCAGCCCAACCCACUUCCUGGAGAUCUACUGUCCUGUAGGUUUUCAGUCCAACCCUAAUUUAGCAGUUCUGAUUCAGCUAGUUAAGGUCUUGUUGAACAGGUGUGUUUUAAAUUAGGGUUGGACUGAAAGCCCACAGGACUGUAGAUCUCCUAGAAGAGGGUUGGACUGAAAACCCACAGGACUGUAGAUCUCCUGGAAGAGGGUUGGGCAGUCCUGAUAUAGGGAAUCACUCAAUACCAUCUUCUUGCUGUCCUGUAGCAUGCAGCUAUUGAUCUCUAGUCACCACACCCAGUCUGAAUAUUAUUAAUGUACUAUAGUUGAACUGGGCUCCACAUGUCAUUUUGUAAAUCCAUGUACCUUUCUUAAAUAUAACAUUAGGGGGGGGGGGCAAAACAGGUGUGCUUACUAGCCACAGACUGAUGUCUCAGAAUGCAGGAGGAUGUCUCUGGUGUGAGGCCAGAAGGUUUUGUGUCUGUCCCAAACGGGACCCUAUUCCCUACAUAGUGCACUACUUUUUGACAAGAGCUCUAUUGGUCCCUGGUCUAAAAUAUUGCAGUAUCUUGGGAAUGGGGUGCCAUUUUGGAUCUAGAUGUUGUGUCUGACAUAGCACUGUAUUCUCUUCAUAGUGCACUAUAUAGGGAAUGGGGUGCCAUUUUGGAUCUGGGUGUUGUAUAAGCAUUAUGACCCUCUUGUUUUAUUCGUAAGGAAUGCAAACUAGGAUAGUUUUGUUCCUCCCAACCGACACUGAGGUUAAUAUACCUUCUCGUUCUCUUUCACAACGCACUGUUCUUCGACUUGCACCGUUAAAGGUAUAGCCAUCUGAAGUUAGCAUUAGCAGAGCUAACGCAACCCCGUAGAGAGUGGUUAGCGCCAUGCUAACAUUAAGAGGCCUUUAUGAGUAGAUAACAAUCCAGUGUUUUUAUUUGGUGGUUGGUGGGUCUGCUCAUGACAUGGCGACCACUUGUUGUACUUGCAUUUAAAGACACCGGUGGUGGUUCCAGAUCUGUGUUGUGCGUUCUUUCCAAAAUGCCACAGGACUUGGCAAGACCUCACAAAACAUACCUGGGACCAACUGGGCUAGAGCGUAGUAUACGAGGCUUCCUUGGCACAACACACAUGAGACGUAGAGGGAUGAAAGAUGCUGUGGCUAUGUACCGUUCACUCAUAUCCAUUCCUGCACCAAACUUGUAAAGUAAAGCUCUGAUUUUAAAUUUUUGACCUCUUCCCUCAGACAAACACCCUCCUUCAGUUAGUAGUCAGUUUACUAUAGUCAGCUUUCAUUGGAGGUUGAAGCAUUUGUGAGACUUACACAAUUGUAUGUUUUCAAUCGAUCAUGUUAUUAUUACAGGACAGUGUUUUCAUUGGGCUAUAGCAAGGCAGCCCAACCCUCUGCCCGGAGAUCUACUGUCCUGUAGGUUUUCAGUCCAACCCUCUGCCUGGAGAUCUACUGUCCUGUGGGUUUUCAGUCCAACCCUCUGCCUGGAGAUCUACUGUCCUGUGGGUUUUCAGUCCAACCCUCUGCCUGGACAUCUACUGUCCUGUGGGUUUUCAGUCCAACCCUCUGCCUGGACAUCUACUGUCCUGUGGGUUUUCAGUCCAACCCUCUGCCUGGACAUCUACUGUCCUGUGGGUUUUCAGUCCAACCCGCUGCCUGGAUAUCUACUGUCCUGUGGGUUUCUCCAGGAAGAGGGUUGGGCUGAACCUACAGGACUGUAGAUUUCCAGGAAGAGGGUUGGACUGAACCUACAGGACGGUAGAUCUCCAGGAAGAGGGUUGGACUGAACCUACAGUCCAACCCUCUGCCUGGACAUCUACUGUCCUGUGGGUUUUCAGUCUAACCCGCUGCCUGGAUAUCUACUGUCCUGUGGGUUUCUCCAGGAAGAGGGUUGGGCUGAACCUACAGGACUGUAGAUCUCCAGGAAGAGCGUUGGACUGAACCUAAAGGACGGUAGAUCUCCAGGAAGAGGGUUGGACUGAACCUACAGUCCAACCCUCUGCCUGGACAUCUACUGUCCUGUGGGUUUUCAGUCCAACCCUCUGCCUGGACAUCUACUGUCCUGUGGGUUUCUCCAGGAAGAGGGUUGGGCUGAACCUACAGGACUGUAGAUCUCCAGGAAGAGGGUUGGACUGAACCUACAGGACGGUAGAUCUCCAGGAAGAGGGUUGGACUGAACCUACAAGGACGGUAGAUCUCCAGGAAGAGGGUUGGACUGAACCUACAGGACGGUAGAUCUCCAGGAAGAGGGUAAUCGAUUCUAAAUUCUAUAGCUUCCUAAGUUGAAACACAGUUCACUAUUUGGAGGGGGAUCUUCCUUGUCCUGGUAAAGUAAUAACAUCUUAUGCAUGUCCCAGAUGACACCCCUAUUUCCUUUAUAUAGUGAACUACUUUUUUUUAGUAGGGCUUAGGUCAAACAAAAGUAGUUCACUAUGUGAGGAAUAAGCUGCCGUUUGAGAGGUAGAAUACAAGGCUUGGCUGAACAUAUAAACAGUGUAUGGGGAGGUUCUGUGUUUUUCACCUUGUAUACCAAGAAUGUUGGGCUAAAUAUCUAUUUUUUGUUUGUUUUUUUUGUUUCGUUUUGUGUACUAAUAAGAAGGAUUACUGUAUUAUACUGUGUAAGUAUAAAUUGCUCUUAUGAACUGAUGUGGAAGUUUUGGAAUGACGUUACUUCCCCCUUGUUUUUUUUUGUUUCGCGUUUCUCAUGUAACACAUCUGCAGUGCAACUAUAAUAUGUCUCCCAAAUGGCACCCUAUGGAGUGCACUACUUUUGACCAGGGCCAAUAGGGAAUAGGACACUUAUUUUGAACAGGGCCAAUAGGGAAUAGGGCGCACUUCGUUUGACCAGGGCCAAUGGGGAAUAGGGCGCACUUCUUUUUUUUCCCAGGGCCAAUAGGGAAUAGGGCGCACUUAUUUUUACCAGGCCCAAUAGGAUAUAGGGUGCACUGCUUUUGACCAGGGCCAAUUGGGAAUAGGGCGCACUACUUUUGACCAGGGCCAAUGGGGAAUAGGGCGCACUUCGUUUGACCAGGGCCAAUGGGGAAAUAGGGUGCCAUUUGAGAUGCACUCUUGUGUUUUGUCCUAUGGGGUGUCUCACCCUUUCUGCAAAAGCAGUUUUGAACUGAAUGAAACUCGGGUAAACAAACUGUUUACCUUUUUGGAGGGGAUAUUCUGUGGCCCAAAUAGCAACCUAUUCCCUAUAUUUUUGAUCAGAGCCCCAUAUAGGGAAUAGGGCCCUGGUCAAAAGUAGUGCACUAUAUAGGGAAUAGCGUCUGGGGACACCCAGGGCCCUUUCUGCAUGUCCACCCCCAUGCUUUGACUGGUGUAAAAAACAUAAUGGGCAUCUGCUGUAUGUUUGUCUUUUAGCCUCUUAACUAAUACAUAUAUGCAGGCUAGGCUACUAUGGUUUUUUUUUUGAUAGUGCAAGAGGUCUUUUAAGUAUCUCAUAUGUAAUGUUAAAUAUAUAUUUGCACAAAAUGGCAAGGAUGUGCCUCAGUGGUCAAUAUAUACCUAAAAUAACAAAUCAAGUCCUUCAAGAACCUCACCUUUACUGAAUCAGGGGGAAACAUUUUUAUUUCAAUAUCAACUCUUCUAUUCCUUAUUGAUGGCGGUCUGAAUGAUGUUUCCAGUCUGAAUCACACAGGCUGUGUCUCCCUUCUCCACCUUCAUCCCAAAGUGUACGACUUGCAUACUUCAUGUCAUGGAUUUACAUUGCUGGAGGGAGUUUCAACCAUUUGUUAACUCUACGACCGUUGAGCAUGCGGGUGCCCAUUUUCUGGAGAAAUUUGGAAAAUGGCGAUGUUAGCCACAGGUUGUUGUAUUUCUAGGGGUCGACAGGUAGGGGGGUGGGGGGGGGUGUUUUUAAUUCUGUACUACAUCUACUUAACUCCAGAUGACCGAGGUUCUGUCUUAAAUGGCACAAUUUUAUUCCCUACAUAGUGCACUACUGUUGACCAUGGCUCUGGUCUAAAGUAGUGCACUACGUAGGGAAUAGGGUGCCAUUUUAGAUAAGCCAAAGGGUUGUCCCGUUAACUUCUGCACAGAAUUGAUUGUUAGUAUACGAUUAUAACUUCACUUCACAUGCUGAAUCCAUUUAAAGUAACUUAGGGUCAACUCGGUAGAACAUUUUAGCACGUCUUUAGCACCCAGAUCCUGUCCAGAUUACCCCCCCCCCCCCAGCCCCCUUUCCUACCCCCAGACACGGACUUGUGGAGAACUGAGGCUGUAUGUAUUGUGUCUUUAGCAGGAGUGGCAGAUCUAGGAUCAUUCCUCUUCAUAGAUAAUUAUGACUAUGGACAGGAGGGACCUGAUCCUAGAUCAGCUCUACUACUCUUAACGUUGGAUACUCUUUACCCUGAUUACAAUUUGAUAGAGGUUAAGCAAUAUGAUAGGAUAGGUGGAUAUGUUGCCGUAUUGCUUACACGUGCCCAAUCCUUUCCGAUUUAGGGGGGUUGGUAGAGGGGGGGGAGGGGAGUCUGUUUCUGGACAGGGCCCAAAUCUCUGGUCAGGGUUUAGGAGCUCAAUCACUUUGGGGUAGUCAGUCAGUUCAUUCUGUGAUUAAUAGGUCUCCAUGCUUCUCUGUGACUGGACCAGUGUUUUUCAUUAAAAAAAAGUUCAUUUAUCUUCUCUUAUCUAGACUAAUUGUGAAUUCAUUUUCUGCUCGUCAGCAAAUGGUGGACAGAUUGUCAAGUUUUGCACCGUUGGGCAUGCUUUUGGUUUGUGUUCAUAUUUUUUUAAUUUUUUUUCCAUUUCAAAACGAAUUUUGACCAUGUACAGUAAUUUAUAAACUUGCAUCAAGUUUAUGAAUAAAGAAUUUUAAGAUUA